Messenger RNA from Notothenia coriiceps (black rockcod), 430 nucleotides. Its product is annotated as kin of IRRE-like protein 1. Gene Ontology annotation, cellular component: cell-cell junction; plasma membrane. NCBI's taxonomy places the organism in Eukaryota, Metazoa, Chordata, Actinopteri, Perciformes, Nototheniidae. The record is from RefSeq and is a predicted model, not a curated record. The annotation marks the transcript as partial. Gene Ontology annotation, biological process: cell-cell adhesion. The transcript has 3 exons. Gene Ontology annotation, molecular function: cell adhesion molecule binding.
GUGGGCGAAGGGUGGCGUGCUGCUGGAUGGAGCGAGGGAGACUGUGUUUGUCACCACGGCUGAUCACUCCUUCUUCACCGAGCCCGUGUCCUGCCAGGUCUUCAACGUGGUGGGAAGCACCAACGUCAGCAUCCUGGUGGACGUGCACUUUGGCCCCAUACUGGUCAUUGAGCCUCGGCCUGUGACAGUAGACGUGGACGCUGACGUCACUCUGAACUGCAAGUGGUCCGGAAACCCCCCCCUCACCCUCACCUGGACCAAGAAGGGCUCCAGCAUGGUGCUCAGCAACAAUAACCAGCUGUAUUUGAAGUCAGUGAGCCAGGCCGAUGCAGGCCAGUACGUCUGCAAGGCCAUCGUUCCCCGUAUUGGAGUCGGGGAGACGGAGGUUACACUCACCGUCAACGGUCAGUUACUAUUCAACUACUACUGA